Messenger RNA from Dichotomopilus funicola, 504 nucleotides. RefSeq lists its product as uncharacterized. NCBI's taxonomy places the organism in Eukaryota, Fungi, Ascomycota, Sordariomycetes, Sordariales, Chaetomiaceae. Bases 1 to 504 code for a protein of 167 amino acids. The record is from RefSeq and is a predicted model, not a curated record. The transcript is spliced from 4 exons.
AUGGCGUCCUUCCUCCCACUGAUCCAAGAUAUCCUACCGAUGAUCCUACCCACAUCCGUCGCCGUCACCAAAGCGGCCGACAUCCUACCCCCCGAGCCCGAAACCCGCGCCAUCGAAUCAGAAAACGGCGGGACCACGACGACGGGCGUCAAAGUCAUCAGCAGACAUGCCGUUGUCAACAUGACAGACAGCAUGUGCACCUCCGUGCUCGUUGUAAAACCCGGUUCCUCAACUUCAGUACGCCACCAUGGCGAACAAGAAACUAUCAUCUACGCGGUCUCAGGCAAGGGGUCCCUUCUCUCCCAACCGCGCGGGGACAAAGAGGAGCCCGAACGUCAUGAACUUGGGCCGGGGGAUUUUGCUUUUGUCCCGGCGUGGACGGAGCACCAAAUAUCGAACGAUUCGACCGUCGAUUUCCAUCUAGUGAUCGUCCGCAAUGGUGGGAGUCCCGUCGAGGUACACCUCACCGGCUGGGGCGGUCCUGAAGCGAGGCCAAAACGAUGA